Molecule: messenger RNA, 1248 nt
Organism: Cladocopium goreaui
Lineage: Eukaryota; Dinophyceae; Suessiales; Symbiodiniaceae
Source: the annotation of a GenBank genome assembly
AUGGCAAAGUGCCUUGCCCUGGCGGCAGCCGCGGUGGCACUCUUUGCUUUGCCCUCAGCUUUCGUUCCUGCCCGGCAGGGUGCUCCGGCUGUGUCGCCGGCAGUUGCGGCAGGAGUGGCUGCGGGGUCCAUGGCAUUGCCAGCUUGGGCCUAUGACAUGCCCGAUGCUCAGAUCUUGUUGGCCCGAGUGCCAGGAGGCAAGCGCACCAAGGAGCUGGGCUUGGUGGUGCCAAUUCCAGAGGAAGAUGGCUUGACCGAUGGUCAGAUCGCUGCUCUCUUUGUAGUUGCCCUGGUUGGUCUCAUUGCAGCAGUGGACCUUGCCAAGACCCUGUACUUCGGCAUCAACCCCACCAAGUUCAAGACUGCCAAGGGCAAGGGCUCCAUCACUCCCUUCAUGAAGCGCCUCAUUGAAACGGCUACUGAGCAGUUGUACGAUGUUGUACGCAUGAGGCCGGUAAGAGCCGCGACUCAAGGAGGCGCCGUGUCGUGCGCUUGGACAAGUUGCCCAUAUCGCGACCUGUCCGUGCCGCACCUGCGCCAGUGGAGCGGCAACCGGAACCCGAUGCCGGGGACAGCCGGGGGAGCGGAGUUAGAGAAGAUGGCUGCCGCUAGCAACGCUGACUCCCCAAAUUCCGACUCGUCGGAUUCGGAGGCUGAACGUGAUCCGGCACUGCCUUCAGCGAGCAGUUUAUCCUGGCUGCCAGCCCCCAAAAAGGCGGCACAGGCUGCAGGAUCCAGCCAAGUCGAAAUUGAUUUCGAGUCCUUGGGGAGACCAAGGGAGAAGCCGCAAGUGGUCGGAAGUGCGACGGCCUGGCUGGUGCAGCCGGCAGUGGCACCCCAGGUGGAAGAGGAGGAACAGUUCCCCGUGAGUUUGUUGAAGCAUCCUUUGCUUCGCUCAGCGGGUGCCGCAGGCUGUACGGAAGUUGAGGCUGAAGAGCUGGAGUCGAAGGUCUCGAGACUAGUGCACAUCACCGCGGAGAGCAUGCAGGAUCCUGACUGGAAGAUGAACAGCCUCCUGGUGGGUCAGCCUGGCUACAUGCGUGGCCAUGCAGUUCCAAAGGGCGUCAGCCAGUUCGAUACUGACCAGUGGAAUCAGACGACCCUGGCCUACCCAACUCGAACGCAGUCGAGGAAGUCUCACAUCAAUUGGCUGGCACAAGAUGCCAUCAACAAAGAAGCAGAACAUUUGGACCGAGCAGCUCAUGGCAAGUUGUCCAAGGCACAAACUUAUGGCAGAUACGGUUGGUAA